AUAACUCACCUUCCUCUCAUCACCAAACCCUGCCUGCCUGUCUGCCUGUCUGCCUGCACACCUGUCUGUCAGUCUGUAUAUCUGCCUACCUGUCAGCAUUUCUGCCUGUGCUUUUCUGCCUGUCUGUAUAUCUGCCUACCUGUCUGCAUUUCUGCCUGUGCUUUUCUGCCUGUCUGUCUGCCUGCCUGAGUGUAUCUCUCACAAUCUGCCUGCCUAUCUGUCUUUCUGCCUGCCUGUCUGCCUGUAUAUCUUCCUGUCUGUCUGCCUGCCUAUCUGCCUGUAUAUCUGCCUGUCUGUCUGCCUGUCGGCCUUUCCGUCUGCCUGUCUGCCUUUCUGUUUGCCUGCCUGUCUGUCUGUGUGCAUAAAGGAGAACUCUUCAGAAUUGUAAUUAUGUCUUGACAACCCUCCUUCCACUUCAGCGCGCAGACAUGGUUUGGGGUUUUUCACAGCGUUGGUGGUUGGAGACACUGCAUGCACUUGGCGGGUGAUGAACAAAAUGAAUAGGAAUGCAUUGAAUUUGAAGCAGUUUAAACGUGUUCGUGAGAAUGUGAGAGAUUGUGUGAACACCUCGCCUAAUCCUCUUAAAAGACUGCAGGUAUUAUGCUGAGCCGUGGAGAGGAGGUGUGAGCUGUCAUCCUGCGGUGCGCCCUUGUAGCUCCUCACCAAAAACUAGAGUCAGCAUCUCUCAACCCAAUCCCUUUACGUUAGCGCACACAGCUGGAGAGAGAGCUCGCGUCUAGAUCACCUCUAUCACAACAGCUCAGCGAUUAAAGGUUGGCGCUGGGACAUCAUGCCAGGACUAUGACAUUAAAACAGACUGUGCUGAAGAUGUGUGCUGACCGCUCGCUCAACUGCAUUAUUUGGCCAACUAAUGCUACUGGACCUGUUCCCAUAAGCCUAACCAUGCAUCUGACACGGGCCUAAUCUCCCGCAGUGGGAUUCAAGACCCCUCUGGCAGCGGGGAACAAUGCAUUUACCACAAAGACGGAGACUCAACCGGAGUCGCAUCCUCUUCUUCCUCUGUGGUGUAUUACUGUGCUGCGUCUACACCGUGACGUUCAAGGCCCGGCUGCAGGAGCCAUGGGUGGGCCGCCAGGCCGCAGCAGAGGAGGAUCCUGGGACAGCACUCCCAGAGGAAGGGGGCGGUAAUGAUAGCAGUAGUGUUCUGGAGGUAGACACACGAGAGGUGGUGACCUCUAACCCCUCUAGCCUAACAGAGAGCUAUGAUGAUGACGUCAUCACCAGGGCUCCUACUGUGCUGGAGGGGGAUGACGUCAUGGUGAUAACUGUCAACAGGACGGACAUUAAGCACUGUAUCUACGUAGAGGACCCUGAACCCGAGCGUCCGACUGAACCUCCUCCCACCUCCCCUCCUCCUAACACCACCACCUCCCCGGGUCUCCCUGGAGACGUCCCCCACAGGAAGGGAGAGUACCCAGAGGACCUGUUCACGGUGGACCAGAGGAGGCAGGGCUGGGUGACCCUCCACAUCCUGGGCAUGGUCUACAUGUUCGUCUCCCUCGCCAUCGUCUGUGACGAGUUCUUCGUCCCGGCGCUCGGCGUCAUCACCGUGAAGCUCGACAUCUCCGACGACGUCGCCGGGGCGACCUUCAUGGCUGCAGGAGGCUCUGCCCCCGAACUGUUCACCUCUCUGAUUGGCGUGUUCAUCUCCCAUAGCAACGUGGGCAUCGGGACAAUCGUGGGGUCGGCGGUGUUUAACAUCCUGUUUGUCAUCGGGAUGUGUGCCAUCUUCUCCAGGGAGAUGCUCCACCUCACCUGGUGGCCCCUGUUCAGAGACGUCUCCUUCUACAUCAUAGAUCUGAUCAUGCUGAUCGUGUUCUUCUUGGACAACACCAUCAUGUGGUGGGAGAGCGUAAUGCUGGUGUCGGGUUACGUGGCCUACGUCUGCUUCAUGAAGUUCAACGUGCAGAUCGAACACUUCGUCAAGACGCAGAUCAACAAACACAAGAGCAUCGUGAAGAUCAUCAUGCCAGAAGAGGAGGAGGAGAAGGAACCCAAGAAGCAGAACAGUGGACCUCCACCACCUGUUUCACCAGAACCCAAACCACAACCUCAAGACUCACCCCAGAAGAGAGACAGAGAAAAGCUGAAGGUGAAGCCCACUCUCCAGAGAGGAGGGAGUAAUGCGUCUCUCCACAACAGCACCAACAGAAACACCAUCUUCCAGCUGAUGAUCCACACACUGGACCCGCUGGGAGAAGAGACAGGCUUUAGCAGAGAUGUUAGAGGCCCUGGUCAGAGGAGAGUUAGACAAGAAACAACAGCCUUUAAUGGGGAGGUCAGGACUGAGGUGUCGGUGCAGGGGAAAGCUGGACCUGAGAAGACUGAGCAGGCCGAACCCUCGACCUCCCAGACCACACCUAAAGAAGAGGAGAAACCAGGCCCGUCAGAGACUCAGACGGACCAGGGCCCAGCGGGCGCAGGGGGAUCCGACGGCUCAGACAGCGGUGAGGAGGACGAGAGCGAAGAAGAGAGCGAGGAUGAGGAAGAUGAGGAUGAUGAAGACGAUGAUGAUGAUGAGGAAAAUAAAGAAGAGGAAGAGGGUGAAGAGAAUGAGGAGCCUCUGUCGUUAGAAUGGCCAGACACCAGACGUAAACAGGCCACAUAUCUGUUUCUCCUACCGAUAGUGUUCCCUCUGUGGCUCACUGUGCCCGACGUACGCAACCCGGCUUCCAGAAAAUACUUUGCCAUGACGUUUAUUGGCUCCAUCACGUGGAUCGCUGUGUUCUCCUAUCUAAUGGUCUGGUGGGCUCAUCAGGUGGGGGAGACCAUAGGCAUCUCAGAGGAGAUCAUGGGGCUGACCAUCCUGGCAGCAGGCACCUCCAUCCCUGACCUCAUCACUAGUGUCAUCGUGGCCCGUAAAGGACUGGGAGACAUGGCUGUGUCCAGCUCAGUGGGAUCCAACAUCUUCGAUAUCACUAUGGGCCUGCCUGUCCCAUGGUUGAUCUUCUCGGCGAUGCAAGGCGGUGUACCGGUGGCGGUGAACUCCAACGGUCUGUUCUGUGCCAUCGUGCUCCUCUUCGUCAUGCUCCUCUUCGUCAUCAUCAGCAUCGCGGCGUGUCGGUGGAAGAUGAGCCGUGUUCUGGGCCUCACCAUGUUCAUGCUUUACUUCGUGUUCCUGGUGCUCAGUGUGAUGCUGGAGGACCGUGUUAUUAUCUGCCCCGUCUCCAUCUGAGGUCAGAGGUCAGACACCAUUAUGUUAGCUUCAGGAAUGUUUAUUUAUUUAUUUUUUACUAAGAUGAAACUGAAUAUGUUGUACUGUACAGAGCAUUAUGGGUAUUGUAGUACAUUGUACUACAAUGAGGGAGGGGAAAAAGGCGUGUCAGGAAGUCAUUUAAAUAAUCACCGCGCAACUGUGUCGUCAGUCACUAACAUUCAUGGCUGUGACGGUAUAGGGAGCGGAUUCCCCAGUGUUACUGUUGACAGAGGGGAUUCCCCAGUGUUACUGUUGACAGAGGGGAUUCCCCAGUGUUACUGUUGACAGAGGGGAUUCCCCAGUGUUACUGUUGACAGAGGGGAUUCCCCAGUGUUACUGUUGACAGAGGGGAUUCCCCAGUGUUACUGUUGACAGAGGGGAUUCCCCAGUGUUACUGUUGACAGAGGGGAUUCCCUAGUGUUACUGUUGACAGAGGGGAUUCCCCAGUGUUACUGUUGACAGAGGGGAUUGUGUUGUCUAUGUUGAAUCAGUGGACACCUCCAUGGUUGGACUAUUUCUGGUCUCUUUCACCAGAACUGACGUGCAACAGUAGAGGUUGUCUGUCCACAACUACUGAAGAGAGACUCUUAUCAGAACUGACGUGCAACAGUAGAGGUUGUCUGUCCACAACUCCUGAAGAGAGACUCAGUAAUUGUAGAAGUUGUCCAGCCACACACACACACAUCCAUGUUAGUGUUCAUCCAUGUAAAAAAAAUGUCAAUACAGCCAUUUCUUUUAGAGUUAAAAAAAAAAACCCGACAACAAAAAAACUGGUUUAUCAGGUGCAGAGAGGUACAGCAGCUUUUGAGUUCUCAUGUAAAUGAUUCUGUGUCUAGAAAACCCAGGAAUGGUGUAGUUCAGGUACACGACCCAGAUGUAACCUUUAUUACAUUAACCGUCAGCGUUGUAGUGUCAUGUGUUAUGUAUGUAUGCAAUACACUUGUGUGGUUCAGAUGGAUGCAAAGAGAAUGUAUUGAUGUAUAGUCAACUAUUCAUAUGUUGUACUUACAAUCCAUGCAGCAAUUAAAUCCUUUUUUAAAAUAA
Molecule: messenger RNA, 4261 nt
Organism: Salvelinus fontinalis (brook trout)
Lineage: Eukaryota; Metazoa; Chordata; Actinopteri; Salmoniformes; Salmonidae
Product: sodium/potassium/calcium exchanger 1-like
Exons: 12
Coding region: 968-3196 (742 amino acids)
Biological process (GO): long-term synaptic depression; intracellular calcium ion homeostasis; calcium ion transmembrane transport
Cellular component (GO): membrane
Molecular function (GO): calcium channel activity; calcium, potassium:sodium antiporter activity
Source: RefSeq, a predicted model, not a curated record